Pelobates fuscus (common spadefoot toad) is the source of this 3965-nucleotide messenger RNA. RefSeq names its product FHF complex subunit HOOK interacting protein 2B (gene FHIP2B). NCBI's taxonomy places the organism in Eukaryota, Metazoa, Chordata, Amphibia, Anura, Pelobatidae. The transcript is spliced from 17 exons. The coding region runs from base 138 to 2234 and encodes 698 amino acids. The record is from RefSeq and is a predicted model, not a curated record.
CGGGGAGAGCACCCAGGAAAUACCGGGGACUCGCUGAGGCCUGAGUGGAGGAGGACACGUUCAUGCUUUGUCACAGCACUCGGGCCGUGUUUCAUUAGGACAGUCCGGCCGGCUGACGAGGCCUGUGUCCCGGGGCCAUGUGGAAAAGCCUCGGCGCUCUCCUACAGCAGGCUGUGGAACCGCGAGAGCCACCUCAGGACUUGUUGCAAUCCUUUGUAAAGCACUGGAGAGGAGUUACUCAGUACUACAUUGAGAAAACAGAUGAAUCCCGCAAUGCACGCGAUACAGACAUCCCAUGGCUCCUCCGUCAGCUUACAGAUAUUCUGGUGUAUGAGGAACAGGAGCUGAAGACUGGAACAGAUGUAGAAAAUGGAGGCACCACUGAGGCUGGGGAUCAUACUGGACCUUGUAUGGAGUAUCUACUGCAACAUAAGAUACUCGAGACUCUAUGCACGCUAGCAAAGGCAGAGUAUCCCCCAGGAAUGAGGCAGCAAGUCCUGCUUUUCUACACUCGCCUUCUAUCCAAGGUACAGCGACCCCUGCUGCACUAUCUAAGUGUUCAUCGGCCUGUUCAAAAGCUGAUUGCUAUGACUGGUGAUACAGGAGUCACUGCACAAAAAGAAGAGUUGCAAUUUCUAGUUUCAGUAUGCAAAAAAGUGGAGGAGGAUCCCUCGCUGAUCAUUCACAUCUUAGAGGGGGAAACUGUGAGCAAAUCUAAACGUGAAGAGGAAGUAGCAUCUACAUCCUCCAAUCAGAAACCUAAAUAUAAUCUGUUUAAAGCUCUGCUGAGGCUGUGUACGUGCCAGUCACAGCAGGGGAAAAUUGCCGUAAAAGCAAAGGAAAUUCUCCUUGGAGUGCUUCGAGCAGCGCAGGAGGAGGGGCCAGUGAAUCUUAUUGCACAGAGUAACCUAAGCAAGUGUGUAGCAGAACAUCUAUGUGAUCUGCAUGCCAGCAUUCCAUUGAACACUCCUCCCUAUGACAUCAGUGCGCAGGAUAACACAAGCUGGAGGACAGAGAUUGGUGCUAAUGAAGCAGAUUCCUCUACAGAUGACCCUGCUGCUGUACAAAGGUUUCUGUGUUGGGUGGAGUAUUGUGAUUGUCUUGUUCAGGAGUCACACAAAGUAAUUGGUGGGGAGAUAGCAAGGUCUUUAACAGAUGACUACUUGCUUGGACUACUGCAGCCAGAGCUACUGCAGGUGUCAGAACUGAGCAUCCAACGUAGCACAGCAAUCCUCACAGCAGUGCUACAACGCUUCACUGCUUCCCCACUUCUGCAUCAGAUUCUCACCUUUAUACUGGGAGAGGAGAGGAACUCAGAAAGUCGUGACAGAAAGAAUCCAUCACUCCGGGCCCAGCUCAUCCAGAGAUGUAAUCAUCUGUCUGAUGAGAUAAGCCUAGCAUCCUUACGACUGUUUGAGGUCCUUCUUCAAGUUCCAGUGGAUCUUGUCCUACAGAGUCUGGUGACUCGCAACUUAGAAUCGCGGGGUUAUCUAAGUAGAGCUCAGGAGGAAACCCGAGGGCCAGAAAGUGAUGCUUGGGAAGGCACAGAAGAGCUGGAGGAAGACCCCUACUUCACUGAUGGUUUCCCAGAUACUGGGUUUCGACUGACUGAGCGAAAGCCAGCAAAAGGGACAGAGCCACUGGGAAGAGAGCAAAGUGUCAGAAGUUUCCUAUCUCUCGUCCCUGAAGAGAUGAAAUCAUCUGGCUCUGGUUUUGAGUCUUACCUGCAGGAUGCGUUAGUCCAAUUCCAAGAAAUACGUAAAAUGGUUUCUCACUGGGAAUGGACAGCAUCAGGUCGUUCUGCAGGAAAAAGUUGCCAUAGUGAGAUGUUUUAUGAAGGCCAUUUUCUGGAAGUCCUUUUUGAUCGCCUUGGAGGGAUUCUUGACCAGCCUUAUGAAAUGAAUUUACUGGUUACGUCCUUGCUGGCUCGUCUUGCUCUCUUUCCCCACCCACACCUCCAAGAAUACAUACUGGAUCCGUUCCUUAAUUUGGCACCGGGUGCCCGCUCCCUGUUUUCUGUACUUGUUAGGGUGGUUGGAGAUCUUGCCCAGCGAGCUUUACGAGUUUCUAAUUUUCAGGAAACACUUUGUCUGGUGAGACGUCAGUUACUUGGAGACUCUUCCAAUGAGAGGUUGGCCCAUGUGACUCUUUGCCAAGGAGUCGUGGUACUAGAGGAAUUCUGCAAGGAGCUAGCAGCAGCAGCCUGUGUGACCCACCACCCUCUUGGCCAAUAGAUAGUGACUAAGUAUUUCCUGCAAUAGAUUCCUGUGGAAACACUAGGCCCAGCAGGAGUAUAAAAUGCUCUCCUGUACCUGGGGAAACAUGUGCAAUAUCAAACUCUUUUCCCACUAUGUGGGUAAACUAAACUCCUCCUAUCCUACUCUUUAACCGAUGGCAAAUCUUUGGAGCUAUGGCUGUUGUGGACUCUUGGCUGGCUGAUAACCAUCAACCACUGCUGCAAUUCAAAAGGUUUGUCAUCAUUGCUCUAUAUCAGUGGUAGGAAACCUAUGGCACUGAAGAUGCCAUGGAAUAGAUCUCCUCCGAUGCUUUGCCAGCAUUAUAGCUGCAAGAGCAUUACAGAAGAUGUAGCACACAACAUUAGGACUGUCGAAGGUUGCCUACCCCCGCCCUGUCUUUGCACUGCAUUGCUUGUUUAUGCCACCUUGUGCCUUACUGUUGCAGAGGAAUUAAUCAAAUACAGUGCUGCUACAACUCGGCAGAAGUUUGCUUCCCUAAACUAUUGAUUCAGUUGUCAAAAUCUGAUCCUGUUGAAAAGGGUCAGCCAACAGCAGCACAGACACUAUCGAUUUACUGUUAUUCCCUGCAUACAGGUAGAAUAUUUGGUGUUGCAAGCACUAACACCAGUAAUACCCUAAUCUCCAUCCCUGGUUUACAUCAGUGUUUUGUUUUCUACAUUUGCUGUAUUUGGUUGUCCUUUCCUGCCAACCAUCAUCUCAGAAGAUGGUUUAUCCUCCUUUGCAGCAUAUAGCUUCUAUCUAUGUCCAGGUAUCUCUGUGUAGAAAUUUGGAGAAUCAGUCAUGUUUCUCAGUUUGUAACUACAUAUAUAGACAUAUAUGUACUAUUUUUGAUGAAAUCCAGCCAUAAGUUUUAUAGUACUACAGUCAUUUUAAUUUACCCAUCAUGCCCAUUAUAUUACAAAAUGUUUUUUUUACAUAUAGAUAUAUGUAUAAAUAGAUCACUAUUUAUAAUGACUGCUUAUUUUAUAUUUAUACACACAAAAGUGUAGUUUCCAAGGCAAGUUUGUAAUACUGUUAAUACUGUUUAAUGUAGUAGAACCGGUGAUCUUUACAUUUUAUUGACCAUUCCAAACUAAUACUGAAGUUCAAGAGAAUCCGUUUUAAACAGACUAGCAUCACUUUGUGACAACUGUCUCAUUCAAAAGCUUUAGUUUUGAAUGGUACAAUUGCCUUACUCAGUAGGCUAAAAAGCAUGUAUGACAUACUUUUCAAAGUUGUUCUUUCUUUCUAUAAGUUUGUAUAUCGGUUUAAAAGUUUUUGCUAUGAAGGUUAAAACAUUUGAUGCAUGUCCCUUUAAAUUUCUCUCAUAUUUGUUGCAAUAAUAUUGAGCCUAAGAUACAAAUUAAAUACCAUAUUAAAGGAUCACUAUAGGGUCAGGAACACAAACAUGUAUUCCUGACCCUAUAGUGCUACAUCCACCAUUUAGGUGGCUUGCCUCCUAUAAAAGUUUAAAACUCGCCUUAUUUCCAAGGCCGUGCGAGUCUGCCAGCGCUGGCUCCGCCCCGUUUGUGACAUAAAAAUGGCAGAUUUUUCCCUUUGGGAAAGCAUUGAAUUGGUUAAAAUCGGCACUGGGGCGGGGCCAAAUGUCGUCAGGACGUCCUCCUAGAGAUGCAUUGAAUCCAUGCAUCUCUAUGAGGAAAAUCCAGCAUCUCCAUUCAGAGCGUGGGGACACUGAAUGGCAGGGCUGCUUACUGUGCAGCACUGAGC